This is a messenger RNA of Phaethon lepturus (White-tailed tropicbird), 834 nucleotides long. It is a transcript of the gene GDPD1, whose product is annotated as glycerophosphodiester phosphodiesterase domain containing 1. Gene Ontology annotation, cellular component: endoplasmic reticulum membrane. The coding region runs from base 22 to 798 and encodes 258 amino acids. The transcript is spliced from 9 exons. Gene Ontology annotation, molecular function: phosphoric diester hydrolase activity; phosphatidylcholine lysophospholipase A1 activity. Gene Ontology annotation, biological process: N-acylethanolamine metabolic process; glycerophospholipid catabolic process. The record is from RefSeq and is a predicted model, not a curated record. Lineage: Eukaryota; Metazoa; Chordata; Aves; Phaethontiformes; Phaethontidae.
GGAGAGAACCUGGAAAACACGAUGGCAGCCUUUCACCAUGCGGUUAAUAUAGGAACAGACAUGUUGGAGCUAGAUUGUCACCUGACGAAAGAUGAGCAAGUGGUUGUGUCCCAUGAUGAGAACCUGAAGAGGUCAACAGGAGUUGAUGUCAACAUAUCCGACCUCAAAUACUCUGAACUUCCACCAUAUCUCUGCAAGUUGAGUGUCACAUUUCAGAAAGAAUGUCACAGUGAGGGAAAAGACAACCGUAUUCCACUCCUGAAAGAGGUGUUUGAGGCAUUUCCACAAACUCCUGUCAACAUUGACAUCAAAGUGAACAACAAUGUGUUGAUCAAAAAGGUUUCACAGCUCGUGAGUCAGUAUAAGCGAGAGCAUUUGACAGUAUGGGGGAAUGUCAAUUAUGAGGUUGUGUCAAAGUGUCUUAAGGAGAAUGCUGACAUUCCCAUCAUCUUCUGUUUGCAACGUGUUCUCCUGCUUCUUGGCCUCUUCUACACUGGUCUGCUGCCAUUCAUUCCUUUCAAGGAAGAAUUCUUGGAAAUUCCCAUGCCUUCAAUCAUCCUUAAGCUGAAAGAACCCCAGAAGAUGACAAGAAGCCAGAAAUUUAUUAUCUGGCUAGCUGACACAUUGCUAAUGCGGAAAGCACUUUUUGACCACCUCACUGCUAGGGGCAUUCAGGUGUAUAUUUGGGUACUGAAUGAAGAACAAGAGUACAAGAGGGCAUUUGAUCUGGGAGCAACUGGAGUGAUGACAGACUAUCCAACAAAACUUAAGGAGUUUUUACACAAUUAUCCAGCAUAAAGGAAGAAAACCAAGGAAGUUCUUGCAGAAUAAAUU